AAGUACGGUGUUCCCCAGGGGUGUAGAGUAUCACUGGUGUCUUGAUACUUCACAAAAUGUCAGACAAAGGAGUUUGCAAAGUCAUUGCCUUUUUAUGUCCGGAGGUGCAAUUCCUAUUAACACAACAAGGAAAACAUACACUCAAAUUGCUGUCUGUCAGGGAAUAAUACAUUUCUAUGCCAGAUAAAUGAAAUGUUGGAACAUGUUCAGUGUGCUUGAGUGCUGUCAUCAUCUAAUCUGAGAAACAUUAAUUUCUCAUCAUGUUUUUGCAAGGUCAAACAGGAGGAGAAAAUGUACCUGCAGCCAAUGUUCCUGUGGCACCUGGUGAGAAUUCAGUCCCUGUAUAUACCAUUGGCCCUCAUCCAGGCAGAAACGAAGUUUAUCCUACACCACCAGUCGGUUAUGUACCACCUCAGGUCCCGAUGGUCAUGCCAGUCCCAGACAGACCCCUGGGCUGUCCUCCGGGUCUAGAGUACCUAACCCAGGUUGACCAGCUUCUAAUUCAUCAGAAAGUGGAACUAAUGGAAGUUCUCAUGGGAUGGGAGACCAAAAAUCAAUAUGUGGUGAAAAAUAGUUUAGGGCAGCAGGUGUUUUUUGCUGCUGAGGAGAGUGAUUUCUGUACUCGUAUGCUCUGUGGAUCGGUUCGCUCCUUCCUGCUCCAUAUCCAGGAUAACAUGGGACAGGAAGUGAUGACUUUAUCCCGUCCCCUUAACUGCAGUAGUUGUUGCUUCCCUUGCUGUCUACAAGAGCUGGAGGUUCAGAGCCCUCCGGGCAGCCCUAUUGGUUAUGUAAUGCAAAGCUGGCAUCCUUUCCUGCCAAAGUUCACUGUUCUGAAUGAGAGAAAAGAACCCGUUCUGAAGAUUGUGGGACCAUUCUGUGACUGCAAAUGUUGUUCUGAUGUUAUUUUUGAGGUGAUGUCAAUGGAUGAGUCCUCAGUGAUUGGUCGAAUUAGCAAACAGUGGACAGGAUUUGAGGCAGAAGCGUUUACUGAUGCAGACAACUUUAGCUUACAAUUUCCAAUGGAUUUGGAUGUGAAAAUAAAAGCAGUUCUAUUAGGAGCCUGCUUUCUUAUUGAUUUCAUGUAUUUUGAGCACACUCAAAAUCAAGAGUAAGACCAUCCUGGAGCUUUGUUCACAUUUGAUUACAUCAUGUAUUUCUUUUGAAAUACAAAUGCUGUUUAGUUUUCUCUUUGAAAUUUUAACUCAAAAUUAUGUGGAUCAUAGUCAGAAUUUUCCCCAAUUACAAUACCAUAGUGUAAAAACAUCCAGUUAUCUCAUCCUCACUAACAAUUCUUCCAGUUUUCUUCCACCCUCACAUCUUUUUCAUAUUAUAUAUACAGUACAGUUCAAAAGUUUGGAACCACUAAGAUUUUUAAUGUUUUUAAAAGAAGUUUCGUCUGCUCAC
Megalobrama amblycephala (Wuchang bream) is the source of this 1404-nucleotide messenger RNA. Its product is annotated as phospholipid scramblase 1. Gene Ontology annotation, molecular function: phospholipid scramblase activity. NCBI's taxonomy places the organism in Eukaryota, Metazoa, Chordata, Actinopteri, Cypriniformes, Xenocyprididae. The coding region runs from base 261 to 1112 and encodes 283 amino acids. Gene Ontology annotation, biological process: plasma membrane phospholipid scrambling. The record is from RefSeq and is a predicted model, not a curated record. Gene Ontology annotation, cellular component: plasma membrane. The transcript has 10 exons.